Molecule: messenger RNA, 2442 nt
Organism: Nicotiana tabacum (common tobacco)
Lineage: Eukaryota; Viridiplantae; Streptophyta; Magnoliopsida; Solanales; Solanaceae
Product: protein EFFECTOR OF TRANSCRIPTION 2
Biological process (GO): regulation of DNA-templated transcription
Molecular function (GO): DNA binding
Source: RefSeq, a predicted model, not a curated record
CAUUGAUAGUAGUAAUUAUUUUCUUUCUUUAUAAUUUUGGUUUUUUCUUGUUGGUUUUUGAGGGUGAAUAACGGCACGGCGCUGCACUUUUAAAUAAAGGUGGAGGCAACGGUCCUAUGUACAACUCGGAGCAAAGGCUAGCUAGCUAGCUCAAUGGGAGAUACUCACAGAUCCAUCACCGUUCGGCUGAAAAGAGAAGACUGUAAGCGCACAAAGCACGACUCUGCUUUCUCCGAUUGGAAGAUUCUAAUUGGGCCUAAUGAUUGGACGGAUUAUUUACUGGGGAAAGAAGGAGGAGCAGAGAAAUAUAGGACUCAGAACCUGCCAAACUGCACCUCCUGCUCUGGAGUUUAUGAGCUGGGAGUAGCUGUGACACGACACCAAGCUGGGCGAGAGGCGAGCAGACUUGACCCUGAUUAUAUUGUUCCUGUAUAUGUUGGAAAAUCUGACAAUGUUAGGACUAGGCUACAGCGGUAUGGCCGUGAAGGUGCUCAUUUAGAGAAUGGCUGCUCCAAUAGUGCACUGCACGACCAAGUAAAUGUAUCUGCUUCAAAGAGAGCAGGAUUGUUUACAGAAGCAUUCUCAAGAGGCUUCUCUAUCGUUUAUAGGUGGGCACCUAUGAAUGACAACAAAGACGCUGAGAAAACUGAAUCCCAGCUGCUCGACAGAUUUGACUAUGCUUGGAAUAAAGGCAGUAAUGGCUUACGUCGCCACAAUGAUGUUCUCCACAAACUUGAUGGCAUUUCAAGAGCAACUCGUCUUCCUGCUUUUGUCAGGAAGCUUCAAUUGUCCCUUGAGAAACAAAAAGGUGUCAGAAUCAAACCUUGCAAGCCCCUUUUGUUGGAGAACGGAUCUGAUUUUCAUGAUAGUUUCAAAAGCACUUAUUUCCUUCCCCAAAUCUUCAAAUUUGGUCGAUCAAAGCCAAGAAUAGUUUCACUAAGUUCCGGUGUAAAUGGUGAUCCAAAUACUACUUGUGGUGUAGCUUUGGGUCAUGGAUCUGUUUGUAUGAGGCCUCCAAUAACGGGAAAUAAACGAUGUGCUGAGCACAAGGGAAUGAAGGUAAAUGGUGUAAAUUCCAAGUUGAUUGCAGAAGGAAAUUCAUCUGUGAUAAAUGAGAGCACAAGACCUUGCGCAAGUAGAGGCGAGGAAAAUGCUCCAAUUUGUGGGUUUAUCUUGGAUGGUGGUGCUCCUUGUGCAAGAAAACCAUUCCAGAGAAAUAAAAGAUGCUUGGAGCACAAGGGAAGGAGAAAUCGAGGCUGCAUUUCUCAGCCAGUGACAGACAAAAAUGGCCAGUCUUUACUGGAAUACAGGACUUAUUCUAGUAAUGAUUGUCAUCAGAUGUUAUCCCGUAGGGCUGAUACACAGCACCCUCAAGAUUUCUCCAGCUGUCCUCUUAUCAACCAGAACCACAGUGUCAUAUGUGGAGUUCAUUUAACCGAUGGUAGUUUCUGCACCAGGCAACCUGUAGCAGGAAGAAAACGGUGUGAAGAACACAAGGGUAUGAGGGUUAAAGAACCCAUUUCUAAGCAACUAGGUGCAGAAAUACCAAGCGUAUUUGCAGGUACAGCUGCCAAAAGUAGCAGUGGGAAAAAGCAUUAUAAUGUAGACAUUCCAUCAGUUAGCCGUUCUCCAACUUGUGGACAACAUUGCGUAAUGGUUCUUUUUGCAGAAGGAAACCUUCGGAAGGUACUAAAAGAUGUUGGCAGCACAAAGUCAUGAAGAGCUGAAAUAAGCCCUCCACGACAUGCAUGAUGUAGUUUCAUCGAAGACUAGGUUUCAAAUCUCAGUAGAGGUAAAAUAUCUUAGAGAUAUCUUCUCAUCUGUUUGAGCCUUGUUGGACAGAAUUGCUCUGUAAAUGUACUGAUGGGAGGAUGCAGGUACCCAUGGAUUAGUCGAGGUAUACGCAAGUUGCCCCGUAUAGAGUAGUUAUUAAAAGAGAAAAGGUUACCAUUUGAAGGCCGGAAGGUGUUGGCAGCAUGUAUACGGUCAAAAUCGGGCUUGCCCUUUCUGUGCGACUGAUCGAGGCUGGAACAUGAUAAGUCGAGGAUCAACUUCGAUUCAUAUGGUGCAGAGUUAGGUUGUCAAGCUCGAAACCCUGAGACCGGUUAAGAUCGAGACCGACCAAAAGCGAGACCGACCAAGAUCAAGACCAAAUAAGUUGGAGUUCGAGGGAAGCUUACGGGGUCGAAUAACGGAAAGACAAAAUAUCCGCAAUCGGGCAAAGAUCACGGCGCAAAUCCCGGCACAUAUCAAGAAGAGCCCGAUUAAUUAGCCAAUCGUGAGAUUUCUUACUGUAUUUAGACUUAUAUCAACAGCAAGACUACCCUACUAUAUAAAGGGGUCUAGACUACCCUACUAUAUAAAGGGGUCUGAUCAUUUGUAAAACAUCAUCAUAUACACAUUACAUAAAAGCAAUAUAUUCUUAUUCUCUUAAGCUCUCAA